AUGGGCUACCCAACAGAAAGAUUUCCCGCUCCAGUUGACGAGAAUCUCAUAUGUAGUAUUUGUCAUGGCGUUUUCGCUUAUCCGGUGGUAACCAACUGUGGGCACACAUUUUGUUUUGCAUGUCUGGACGAAUGGUUAAGAAGUCCAAGUUGCCAGGAUUGUAAUGAAAGGUCAUAUGAAGAGGAAGACGAUCAAUCGCAAAGUCUGAAUCAGCAGUGCCCGGCUUGUCGGCAUUUGCUGGAAGAUUCACUUCAUCUACCACAUUGUAUCACAGAAGGCUAUUCGAGUUCAAUCACUGUAGCCAGACCGGUACUGGCCUUGCGCAACCUCAUCGGCUCAAUGCCUAUGGCCUGCGCUUACGCCCACCGAGGAUGCAAGUCAGUAAAACCGGUGGAAUUAAUGGAAACCGGGGUUCACGAAUCCACGUGUGCAUUUGCACCACGCACCUGUGUGGAAUGUGGUACGGUUGUGAAUCAGGCGGAUCUGGAAAAUCACAAGCUUAUUUGCACAAAAGAUAAUUGCGAUAACACUUUGGACAACAAACCCCGCUCACAUGCGACGUCCACCAUACCGUUACGUUCAAAUGAACUGAAGUCGCACAAAUCGACACAAACCGUCGAACUGACAGAACGACACAGCGGACAAGAUCGUAGAUCUUUUUGGACAAAUCGCGCGAACCUGACAUUGCGGCAUCACGGUGAUCAUUUCAAUCACAUGUCACCAUCAACCACGCUCCUGGUAUCGGACACAAUUNUUCUCUGGGCUCAAUGCUCCAAGAACGAGAACGAGGAACGAUGGAAUUUUUAA
Messenger RNA from Echinostoma caproni, 807 nucleotides. The record is from the annotation of a GenBank genome assembly. NCBI's taxonomy places the organism in Eukaryota, Metazoa, Platyhelminthes, Trematoda, Plagiorchiida, Echinostomatidae.